Molecule: messenger RNA, 1314 nt
Organism: Condylura cristata (star-nosed mole)
Lineage: Eukaryota; Metazoa; Chordata; Mammalia; Eulipotyphla; Talpidae
Product: sodium bicarbonate transporter-like protein 11
Exons: 1
Coding region: 118-1314 (398 amino acids)
Biological process (GO): monoatomic anion transport; monoatomic ion homeostasis; transmembrane transport
Cellular component (GO): plasma membrane; basolateral plasma membrane
Molecular function (GO): solute:inorganic anion antiporter activity
Source: RefSeq, a predicted model, not a curated record
GUGAUCUGGGGCAUCUGUGACGACUACCACCUGGACUUCAACUCCUUCUACGCGUGGACGGGCCUGUGGAACAGUUUCUUUCUCACGCUUUAUGCCCUCUUCAACCUCAGCUUGGUCAUGAGUCUCUUCAAGAGGUCGACGGAGGAGAUCAUUGCCCUGUUUAUUUCCAUCACAUUCGUGCUGGAUGCUGUCAAGGGCAUGGUCAAAAUCUUCCAGAAGUACUACUAUGGCCCUAACACUGGGAACUACCAUGCAGAAAGCACUUCCCUGGUCAGCCUGCUGGGCCUCAACACCAGCCUCCUGGCCAGCCCGAUGGAGCUGACGUCAGCGGGCAGCCAUCCUGAGAACGCAGGCCGAGAGACCGCCGUGCUCAGCCUCUUCAUCAUGCUGGGCACACUGUGGCUGGGUUACACGCUCUACCAGUUCAAGAAGAGCCCCUACCUGCACCCCUAUAUGCUUGAGAUCCUGUCAGACUGCGCCCUGCCCAUCUCGGUGCUCCUCUUCUCCCUCAUCUGCUCCUACGGCUUCCGGGAAAUUAAGAUGAGCAAGUUCUGCUACAACCCCAGCAAGAGCCUGUUUGAGAUGGCCCAGAUGCACUCGCUGUCCCUGGAGGCCAUCGGCGGGGCCAUGGGCCUCGGCUUCCUGCUCUCCUUGCUCUUCUUCAUCGAGCAGAACCUGGUGGCUGGCUUGACUAAUGCUCCAGAGAACAGGCUGGUGAAGGGCACCGCCUACCACUGGGACCUCCUGCUCAUCGCCAUCAUCAACACGGGGCUGUCUCUGUUCGGGCUGCCCUGGAUCCACGCGGCCUACCCCCACUCCCCGCUGCACGUGCGGCUGCUGGCGCUGGUGGAGGAGCGAGUGGAGAAUGGGCACAUUUAUGAGACGAUAGUGAGCAUGAAGGAGACACGGCUGACCACCCUGGGUGCUAGCAUCCUGGUGGGCUUCUCCCUCCUGCUGCUGCCCUUCCCGCUGCAGUGGAUCUCCAAGCCGGUGCUCUACGGCCUCUUCCUCUACAUGGCCUUUACCUCCAUCGACGGCAACCAGCUCUUUGAGCGCAUGGCCCUGCUACUCAAGGAGCAGACUUCGUACCCUUCCACCCACUACAUCCGGCACGUACCCCAGAGGAAGAUCCACUACUUCACAGGCCUGCAGAUCCUGCAGCUGCUGCUGCUCUGUGCCUUUGGCGUAAGCAGCCUGCCCUACAUGAAGAUGAUCUUUCCCCUCAUCAUGAUCGCCAUGAUUCCCAUCCGCUACAACCUGCUCCCCCGAAUCAUUGAAGCCAAAUACUUGGAUGCCAUGGACGCUGAGCACUGA